CCACCGCGCCCGGCCACGUGAAUAAAGUUUUAAACGAAAAGCAAACAGGAAACGAGCGUCGGCGGCGAAUCUGCAGCUACCAAUGUAAAGGUCGGGUCGCGGCCGGCGCGGAGAAUCUGCCGUCGCCUGCAGCCGCUCGCUUGUCUCGGUGGGAAGAUAGCUCCAGCUUUGCUGAGAAUUAUCUGGGGGCAGAAUAUUCUGACCACAGGUACGUGGAGGUUCUAGCUGAGCCAGAACAUGAACGAUUGGGUGCCCAUCGCCAAGGAGUAUGAUCCACUGAAAGCGGGUAGCAUCGAUGGCACCGAUGAAGACCCACAUGACCGCGCAGUCUGGAGGGCAAUGCUGGCACGAUAUGUCCCCAACAAAGGUGUCAUAGGAGAUCCCCUCCUCACUCUGUUUGUGGCCAGACUAAACUUGCAGACCAAGGAGGACAAAUUAAAGGAAGUCUUUUCCCGCUAUGGUGACAUCCGGCGGCUUCGGCUGGUCAGGGACUUGGUCACAGGCUUUUCAAAGGGCUACGCCUUCAUCGAAUUCAAGGAGGAACGUGCCGUGAUCAAAGCUUACCGAGAUGCUGACGGCCUGGUUAUUGACCAACAUGAGAUAUUUGUGGACUAUGAGCUGGAAAGGACUCUCAAAGGGUGGAUCCCUCGGCGACUUGGAGGCGGUCUGGGGGGAAAAAAGGAGUCUGGGCAACUGAGAUUUGGGGGACGGGACCGGCCUUUUCGAAAACCUAUUAACUUGCCAGUCGUUAAAAACGACCUCUAUAAUAGAGAGGGAAAAUGGGAAAGGCGGGAGCGAUCUCGAUCCCGAGAAAGACACUGGGACUCGAGGAUAAGGGAUCGAGACCAUGACAGGGGCCGGGAAAAGAGAUGGCAAGAAAGAGAACCACCCAGGGUGUGGCCCGAAAAUGACUGGGAGAGAGAGAGGGACUUCAGAGACGACCGGGUCAAGGGGAGGGAGAAGAAGGAUAGAGGUAAAUAGAGGCCCAACAGUAGACCCCAAAAGGGAGUGGAGGGUGGUUGUCUUUCAAUGCAGCAUAAGUCUAAUGGUUGAAUAAAACUUACUGAUGAUCA
Sapajus apella (tufted capuchin) is the source of this 1073-nucleotide messenger RNA. RefSeq names its product small nuclear ribonucleoprotein U11/U12 subunit 35 (gene SNRNP35). The transcript is spliced from 3 exons. Gene Ontology annotation, biological process: mRNA splicing, via spliceosome. Bases 238 to 981 code for a protein of 247 amino acids. The record is from RefSeq and is a predicted model, not a curated record. NCBI's taxonomy places the organism in Eukaryota, Metazoa, Chordata, Mammalia, Primates, Cebidae. Gene Ontology annotation, cellular component: precatalytic spliceosome; U12-type spliceosomal complex. Gene Ontology annotation, molecular function: snRNA binding; mRNA binding.